Molecule: messenger RNA, 2772 nt
Organism: Mus musculus (house mouse)
Lineage: Eukaryota; Metazoa; Chordata; Mammalia; Rodentia; Muridae
Gene: Cyb5r2
Product: cytochrome b5 reductase 2
Exons: 9
Coding region: 125-1003 (292 amino acids)
Cellular component (GO): Golgi apparatus; endoplasmic reticulum membrane; membrane
Molecular function (GO): oxidoreductase activity; cytochrome-b5 reductase activity, acting on NADH; cytochrome-b5 reductase activity, acting on NAD(P)H
Source: RefSeq, marked validated
ACUGCCGGAUGUUUCAUCAUCCCCACCAUCAAAGGCACUGUUCAUCUCGAGGAUAAGUCAGGCAUCUCGCUCCAGGACCAAACCUGUCACCGGGGCCACUGCGAUUCUCAUAGCCCUGAAGAAAAUGAGUGUCAAGAAGAAAGAUCUUAUCACCUUACAGGACCCUGAAGCCAAGUACCCGCUGCCCUUGAUUGAGAAGGAGCAAAUCAGUCACAACACCAGAAGGUUCCGCUUUGGGCUGCCCUCACCAGACCAUGUCCUGGGGCUUCCUGUCGGUAACUAUGUCCAUCUCUUGGCACAAAUUAACAAUGAAUUGGUGAUCAGGGCUUACACACCUGUCUCCAGUGACGAUGAUCAAGGCUUUGUGGACUUAAUUAUAAAGAUCUACUUCAAAAAUGUGCACCCCAAGUAUCCUGAAGGAGGAAAGAUGACUCAGUACUUGGAGAACAUGAAAAUUGGGGAUACCAUCCUUUUUCGGGGGCCAACAGGGCGCCUGUUCUACAAUGAGCCAGGCUGCCAGACAAGGGCUGCAGAAGUCAAAAACAUCUUUAUAUUUCUAGGAACCCUUUUAAUCAAAGCAAACAAAACAAGUGAGCCUGAAAAAAAGCUGGUUCACCACCUGGGGAUGAUUGCUGGAGGCACAGGCAUUACGCCCAUGCUACAGCUGAUUCGCCACAUCACCAAGGACACCAGCGAUGAGACCAGGAUGUCCCUCCUCUUUGCUAACCAGACAGAAGAGGAUAUCUUGCUGAGAAAGGAGCUAGAAGAAGUCGCCACGACUCAUCACAAACAGUUCAACCUGUGGUAUACCCUGGACAGGCCUCCCAGUGACUGGAAGUACAGCUCAGGCUUUGUUAGCGCUGACAUGAUCAAGGAGCACCUCCCUCCUCCUGGGGAGGACACGCUCAUCCUGGUGUGUGGCCCACCACCUCUGAUCCAGGCGGCAGCUCACCCCAGCCUGGAGCAGCUCAGCUAUACCAAGGACAUGAUUUUUAUCUACUAACACCUCCCACACUACUUAGCGGGUCCCUCUCUCUGCUUUAGAGUGAGUUUGGCUUCACCCUGUUCAAGUCAGGUAUUUGCAAGGUGUCUCUCCACGCACCCUUGGGCAUGAUGUUCUUUUGGUUGUGGGCCUAAGAAGUCUUCACAGGCUGAAGACAAAAGUGAUUUUUGAGCUUCCAGGUUUGGAGGCUGGGAAGGAAGCCACUUUCUCCAUGACUUUCUCCAUGGCUUAGCGGAAUAAACUGGACUGCUUUGCAUUUAGCUCACAAUGUGUGGAUAUGUAGAAAAUACACUGGGCAGUCCAGGACUUGCUGAUGUGAGGUGAGGGUGAAAAAAGAGUAGGGGUGUGACCAGAACCGGCAAUAUAGCAAUGUUUACGGAUAGCAUUCCAGCAGGAUCCGAACAGGUCUCUAUCAACCUAACCACCUAUGAACCUUCUUUACAUUUCUCUGCUUUGAAGGACAAACUCACAAGAGGGCAAAGGCCUUGUGUGGUCUUCCUUGCCUUGUAAGACACUUUUUUUAAAAAGCUGUAUGUCAGGGCAGUAAAUCCACAGUAGGUGGGCUCCAGGAAUCCCUUUCUGACUCCCUGCAUUUUGUACAGCAGAUGGCAACAUUGGGGAUAUUUAUAUUUUAGUAUCCUCCACCUUGGCACUGUGUCAAAGUUGGCAUGGUUAAGUUUCUUCAUUUCCCAUUUCCCAGAAGCUGUGCUUCAAAUCCCAUCAUUCAAACCAGACGAUACAGGGACCACUAUUGCCACCUGCAGGUCAAAGUAAGAAUAACAUACUGGUGCUCUGCUACUGCAGGGGUUAAAGCUCACCCCAACUCCAUUCCUUAUAAUCUUCCUAAUGGGCCAGAGGUUCUGCGGAGCUUUUGUUCUCUAAGUCACACAGGAGGAAACAGACAGCGUUAGUCAUGCAUUUCCCCAGCCAUUCAGACAGUGGGUGGCAGAGUUGUCUUUAAACCUGGAUCUGUUUAAUUUUAUGUCCUUUCGGAAGAACUGGCAAAGUAGCUGCAGUGUUAGCACUUGCUGCAGGAUUUGCUACUCAAUGUGCGUGUGUGUGUGUGUGUGUGUGCAUACGGGAGGGUGGGGGGUACAAGAAAAAAAAAAAGAGAGGAAUGGGGUUCCCUGGAGCUCUGCUAUAUCCUUGAAUCUCACCCACAGGGGACCAAACUCCGUCUCAAACAGGCCAGGGAGGGACACUCCCACGUUCAUUCACCCAAUUGUACUCAGUGUAUUCUUUCAUAAUGACCUCCUCGGGGAAAGACACAACGGCUCACUCUCUGCUACAUUGCCCCGCUUAGCCUUGAACUCACUCUGUAGCUCAAGUCAUCUGUGAACCCCACAACCCUUCUAUCUCAGCUUUCCAACUAAUAAUAACUAGGAUUACAAGCAUGUGCCACCAGGGUCAGCUGCAAAGCCUUUCACCACUGGACUCAUUCCACAUCAUUGGAUCUUUCAUUCCGUAGACCUUCUGGUGAUUUCACUCGUCACUGGACAAAGCCUGGAGAUGCUUUUGGCUUUCCUAGCUAGAGGAGGUGCCAAUGACAUCUGCACGGAAGACCAAGGAUAGUGGUGACUGGCAACUUGAUUAAAAGCAGUACACUUGGAACUCACUUAGGCCACACAGACUACAGCAGCUCAGCUGGUUUGUGUAUCGGGUACACAUGUGCAUAUAACCUUAAAGUGAACUGUGAACAUCUCAGAGGCAUACAAUGCUGAAGGGCAAAGUGGAUUUGGAACCAAAAGAAAGAAUAAAGGAAGUGAAGC